AUGAUCGCGUUCUUUGGAGAGUUGGACGAUAUUAAACGGAAUCUGGUGCAAUACGACGAUAAUGUCGACCGGAUUGAAGCUUUACAUAAGAGAUCGCUUGCCGAGGUGGGAGGAGAACACGAGGAUUAUAUCCAAGGACAGAUUGAAAGUUUGACUCAAGACACCCAGGCAUUGGCAGAUACUCUGAAAGCGCGAAUUAAGACGCUACAAGCUAAAUCGACGCGAGACUCGACUAAAAAGACGCAAGCAGAGAAUGUUAAAAGACAGUUUCUCAGCUCGAUCCAAAAAUAUCAGACCACCGAGGCGCGGUUCCGCCAGAAGUAUAGAGAGGCAGCCGAGCGUCAGUUUCGAAUUGUUCGUCCCGAUGCCACUGAUGCGGAAGUUAAAGAGGCCAUUGAAGACAGUGCCGGUGUUCAGAUUUUCUCUCAGGCUCUGAUGAACUCGAACCGUCGAGGCCAAGCCCGUACUGCGUUGACCGAGGUGCAAACCAGACACCGCGAGAUCCAGAAAAUCGAGCAAACCAUGGCCGAACUGGCUCAAUUGUUCCGCGAUAUGGAGGUGCUUGUGGCCGAGCAAGAAGAGCCUAUCCGUCACAUCGACGAGCAAGCCGCCACAGUACAAACCGACAUCGAGCAGGGCGUGUCGCACACCCAAAAGGCCAUUUUCUCGGCCCGUGCUGCCCGUAAGAAGAAGUGGUGGUGUCUCGGCAUUGUGCUCAUCAUUGUCAUCAUCCUGGCCGUCGUCCUCGGCGUCAAACUCAGCAACUAA
Sugiyamaella lignohabitans is the source of this 768-nucleotide messenger RNA. It is a transcript of the gene SSO2, whose product is annotated as Sso2p. NCBI's taxonomy places the organism in Eukaryota, Fungi, Ascomycota, Dipodascomycetes, Dipodascales, Trichomonascaceae. The coding region runs from base 1 to 768 and encodes 255 amino acids. Gene Ontology annotation, biological process: exocytosis; intracellular protein transport; vesicle fusion. The transcript has a single exon. Gene Ontology annotation, molecular function: SNAP receptor activity; SNARE binding. The record is from RefSeq and is a predicted model, not a curated record. Gene Ontology annotation, cellular component: SNARE complex; plasma membrane; endomembrane system.